Messenger RNA from Diaporthe citri, 2979 nucleotides. RefSeq lists its product as uncharacterized. Bases 1 to 2979 code for a protein of 992 amino acids. NCBI's taxonomy places the organism in Eukaryota, Fungi, Ascomycota, Sordariomycetes, Diaporthales, Diaporthaceae. The record is from RefSeq and is a predicted model, not a curated record. The transcript is spliced from 2 exons.
AUGGUUUCCUUCUUCGGCCUCAAGUUCGGAGCCGACAAGAAGAAGAAAGAGGUAGAGGCCUUACAGCCUCCCCCUCCACCACCACAAUGGAAGAAUGACCGGACCGAGGUGCUCCUUCAGUGCUCUGGUCUGCUGAGCACAAAUCCCAGCAGGCCCGGCACCGCACACAGCUCGCGUAGCAGUGCGCGAAGGCCAUACGCCGCAGGCGACAAUCGCAAUUCCGCGGCAAACAGCAUCUGGGAUUUCCAUGAAUCUGAGUUUCGAGGCGUGGGCGCCGGCCGUAUGGGGAGCUCUGCUAGCAUCAGCGCCGGCUCGGGCCCGUUCAUACCCGGCCACAGCCACGGCCUGAAAUCGUUUGGCUCCGAGGCAAAUCUGCAGUUGAGCCUGGGCGCAAGGAAUGGGUCCUCGACAAGCCUUGCUGCGCCGAGGUUACCCUUUGGAGGGGGUGGCGGUGGUGUUGGUCCAAGGCCCGGGAGCGCACACUCGAUGCGCAACGGCCGGGAGAGGCCGUGGAUGAGCCCGCUGGACACCAGCCCCGUCAAGGAGUCAACGCCUGGUAUUGCAGGCCCACAGAGAAGUCCGCUCGGCCAGCUGGAGCUCAUGUCGCCCGUGCGGAGUGACAGCGAGUCGCUCCUGGGCGAAGACCCCGAGAAGUUUGCCCAAGACAUCAGCGACAGGGUCACGCAGGAAGAGAAAUUGGCAAGGAUGAAGAACGAGGUCGAGGAGAGGAGAAGGGUCCAGGCCGAGUUGGAAGCGACGGCAAGGAGAAACUCAGAAGCCUCGAGGCCGAAGACAUCAGGAGGAUAUCCGUCGCCACCCGCCUCGGUCACAAGUGACCACAUCGUGCCGUCGGUGCUGGUGCCAGGGCAGAGAUCGGGUUCCUUCGCAGGACCAGCUGCAAGGGAGUUGAGACCCGCGAGCAGCGGCCGGGACAUUUCGGGCAGCCAGCUCACACCAGGACCGCGCACCCAGGGCUCGCCAACCGGCGAUGCGAGGUCAGCAAGCAGAGGACGGCAACCCAGUGUGGAAGGACAGCAGCCUUCCUCGAGAUCGCCCCUUGCAAGUGUCACGCCAGUCGCAGACGACAGGUCAGCAAUCAGGGGCCGAAGUCAGACCGCCGACAUCCCCUCGUCAGGGUCUCCGGGAUUAAAACCGCAUCCUUUACGCGAGCCGGUGCGCGGCAACACAGUCCCUGCGUUAAAACCUCAGCGCUCGCCGCUGUUUCAGCAGUCGAGCCCUUUCGACCUCCACAGGGCGGACGGUGAGAAUGGGGACGGAGAUGAGCAGCCAAAGAUCGACUACCGAGCCGCCAACGCACCCUAUGGAAUACCGUCCCCACCACUGUCCAACCGCCAACGCACGAGCGAGGAAGCCGAGAGUCGUCCUGUGAUUAGGAGCGUGAUGGCCAAGCGUGACACCCUGGUCGUCGGCGGCCCUCCGCGCCAGAGCCUGGGCUUGCAAAUUGACGAGUUCGAAAAGACUCUGCAGCAGGCACAGACCAUGACGGCGCUGGAGAAGGGCCCGAGUACCAGUACUGUUUCCCGCAGUCGUGGUGACAGCGACGGCGGCAGCAGCAACUACAGCGACAUCUCAGAGUCACCCAUGACCAUCGAGCCGCCCCUCGUCUCGCCAAAGCCCUUCCCUCUCACGCCGAGACCGACGACUCCCAGUGCGAGAUCAAACUCGUAUUCUAGAGACAUUCUCCAGCCGAUUGGGCCGACAUUGGAGCCAAGGUGGGAGACUCAAGCCGGAAGUGUCGGCUCGAUCACGCCGACGUCUAGGAAGCCGGCUAACCCGACUCGAGAAGAGACCAACGACUCACCCGCCGGUAGGCCGCGACCAUCGGGUGCCACGCCGGUGAAACGACCGACAGUGGACGAAUACGGAAAUGCGAGGGUCAACGCGGUUGCUUCGAUGGCGAACCGCAUCCGCAGGCCCAGCCCGGACGAGUACGGGAUCCAGAUCAAGCGGACCGAAAGCCCCUUCCGGAACGAGAGCCCGAUCCUCAAGGAGGUCCGGAAUAGAUCUGGCACUGAUAUAUCGUCAGACGGGCUCAGUAGCAACAACACAUCACGCUCAAACAGCCCCCUUCCAAACCACAGCCACAGCGUCUUCUCGCCGCCGCCCCCGGCGAAGCGCCCGUUCCCUACUCGGUCCGCCACGAAUGAGUGGAACCACGGCCCGGCCCCGACAGCACCCCCGACGACUCCACUGCCUAUCCCCGAGAAGAGCGCCCGUCGCAGGAAGGCCCAGGACACGCCAGGUCAGCAGCAGAAGGCGACACCGACGCAGAGCCCCGCACCGACGCCCAUGUCAAGAUCUCCAGUGCUCGCCUCGUCGGCUAGUAUCAUCCCCGACCUGGCCAGCAACCCCAACUGGCCCCUGCCAGCACCAGACGCCUCUAGUUCGACGUCCGUGGCCGCCGACGGUGGCUUCGGGGCGCGCCGUUCGCUUCUGCGCGACAAGCGGUCCGCGCCGGCGCCGCUCAACAUCGCGGCCACGAGGUUCGCGGAGGACAUCGGGACGGGCGGGCCAUGGACCCCGGACGACACCGCGUCGGUCGCGCAACCCAAGACGGCCGGCGGGGAGCGUAAGGGCUCGCUGAUCAGGGUGGACACGGAGUUCGAGUGGAAGGAGGAGUACUCGACCGCGCCCGGCAACCUCGGCGGGCAUCAGCAACCAGCAUACCACGUAUCGUCGCAAGUGGCGGCGGGCGACGGCAGCAGAGCCGAUGCCAUCGGCAUGGCGAGAGGCCUCUCGCUCAAAUAUGACCAGGAGAGGGAGCAGCAGAAGCGGGGGAGGGCCAGGGAGCGGAUGAAGCUAAUGCGGGCGUGGACUAUCGACGAGACGGCUGCGUCGCCGACGUCGCCCACCGCCGCCUCACCCCCCGGGCAGCCGUUCGACAGGACGAUGAGGCCGAACCACGGCCUGAGGAGCCCGACGGGGAUCGCCGACGAGGCUGGGACCAGGUUCAUAUAA